This is a messenger RNA of Trichophyton rubrum CBS 118892, 1845 nucleotides long. RefSeq lists its product as uncharacterized. Gene Ontology annotation, biological process: nucleotide catabolic process. Lineage: Eukaryota; Fungi; Ascomycota; Eurotiomycetes; Onygenales; Arthrodermataceae. The transcript has 5 exons. The record is from RefSeq and is a predicted model, not a curated record. Bases 1 to 1845 code for a protein of 614 amino acids. Gene Ontology annotation, molecular function: hydrolase activity.
AUGGCCGACAUCCUUACUUUCUACCACUUCAACGACGUCUAUCACAUCUCAGACGUGGAUCUUAUAUCCAAAUUCGCCCAUGUUUUUGCUCGGGCCAGGCAGGACAGUGAAAGUCCAGAUAUCCAGCCCCUGACCAUCUUCAGCGGAGACGUCUUUUCGCCUUCUACUGAAUCGUCAGUGCUAAAGGGCGAGCAUAUGGUCCCUGUUCUCAAUCACCUGGAUAUUGAUCUUGCGUGCUACGGGAAUCAUGACUUCGACUUUGGUGAAAGCCGACUUAUAGAAUUGUCUGGAAAGACGAAUUUUCCCUGGAUACUAUCAAAUGUAGUACAUGCAACACCCCAUAAGAACCCGGAUUCCCACGUGAGAGAUGGAAGCCUGCUUGCUCUUGCACAGGAGUAUGUUAUCAAGACAAUGGGCCAGUAUAAGAUCGGAUUUAUUGGCCUGGCUGGGACAGACUGGCCAUCAAACUGCCAACAUCUACCACCAGCCAGCUUCCGUUCCCCAGCCGAAGUGGCCCAUAAACUAGCCGUACAUCUACGUACCGUGGAAGGAUGCGAUUUUGUCAUUGCGGUUACACAUAUGCGCCUUGCCGAAGACCUUUCCGUGUCAAACGCUACUUUGGAUGGGGAUGGGCGUGUUGACUUACUCCUGGGAGGACAUGACCACGAUGUUGUUUGUCGGAUUCUGGGUGACACCGAUCAUAAUCCAGGGACCAUACUCCAAGGAAUAACAGAUAGUGCUGCUAGAAUCGGGAACGGGGAAAUAGUGCACGUUGAAGGUAACGUAAGAGUCAUCAAGAGUGGAACAGACUGGAGAUCCUACUCUGUCGUACAGCUCAAGGUUCGGAAAGAAAGGGACGGUAAAGCACAGCUUAACAAUAUUGAAGUCACUCAAUAUCUGGAUCUCACUCGGAUGCAAACUUACCAGAAAAUACCGAAAUGCUCAAAGACGUUAUCAAUUCUUGGAUCUGUUCAAAACCAAAUAAUGGAUGCUGUUCGACAUCCGCUGUUUCACACUCGUGUGCCGCUCGAUGGCCGCUCGGCUGUUAUUCGCAGCCAGGAAACUAAUCUAGGGAACAUGCUGGCCGAUGCAGUCCGAGCAUUCUACGAUACUGAUAUUGCAUUCAUUAACAGUGGAGGAGUGAGAUGCGACAGGAUAAUUGCAGAGACCAAUGGGAAUAACGCAUUGAAAGUCAAAGAUAUCAUAGGUGAGAACUGCAUCAGCUUUAUCAUAAGUAUAACCAAGGCUCAUAAGUUCCAAUGCACAGACAUCAUGCCAUUCGACAACGCAUUUGUUGUCAAAAGAGUCGGUGGAGCGACUUUGCUAUCGGCCUUGGAAAAUUCCGUCGGUGAUUCUCACACGGAUGGACGUUUUCUACAGGUUUCUGGCAUACGAUUCAAGGCUAGUUGGCAGAGGCCAGAAGGAAGUCGUGUUCUUGAAGCAUUCUUCGAACCAAAGGCCGGUGAGCUGGAGGAGAUUAAGCCGGGACGGAGUUAUACUAUUGCCAUGGUUUCAUUCAUAGCCACUGGCUUCGACGGAUAUGAUUGCUUCAAGGCGGAGGAGAUACUGGUCGAUGCAGAGAGUGCAAUGACAGAUACUAGCCUGAUGCUGCAGAUUUUCAGGCAUUCCCGGAAAUGUAGCAGUAUACAGAGCCGUCAAAUUAACAAUGCUGAUGGGAAAGUGGAAGAUAAUGCUGAAGGAGAUGAUAAGAUUGAAAUGGGGGUGCAACGUGCCAUGGAGGCGAUUAUCACAGGUUAUGAUGAUGCUGAUGGCCUGCCAAUUGUAAGUCCAGUUAUCGACAAUCGGCUUAUCUUCGUCUCGACGAGCUGUACCGAUCUAUCAUAG